ACUCAUGCAGACAGGAAUGCUGAAAUUAGGGAGGGGUGUUGUCUAGAGGACUGUAUGGGUGCGGUUCUAGUUUGCUACAAUUUAUCCCUUCCAGCUCUCAGUGCAGUUCUCUCACCUACACAGCCCUACUUGCACUGAUCUGUCUGCAUCCUCUCACCAUGGCAAGCAGGCAAGCCCCCCCAACUGAGACAGUGAGAUCCAUGGAGAAAAUCAUCACUAUAUUCCAGCGUUAUGCAGGCAAAGAGGGUGACCAGAGCAAAAUGAGCUACAGUGAAUUUGAGGCUUUCAUGAAAACUGAGCUCUCUUCUUUUACAGAUAAUCAGAAGGACCAAGGCAUUUUGCACAGGAUGAUGAAUUCAGUAGAUGGGGGUGUAGAUGGUCAAAAGGACUCACAGUUGGACUUUCAAGAGUUUCUCAAUCUCAUUGGUGGAAUGAUGGUGGCUUGUCAUGAUGCCCUAUCCAAAUGCCCUCCAGGAAAGAAGCCGCAGCCCCAGAAGAAGCCUCCCACAGAGAUGGAAACUGCCAUGGAAAGCAUAAUCCGUGUAUUUCAGCACUACGCAGGCAAAAAAGGGGAUGCAUGUCAAAUGUGCUACACAGAAUUUGAAGCAUUUAUGAAGACUGAGCUGAAAUCAUUCACAGACAAUCAGAAAAACCCAGAUAUAGUGCGAACCCUCAUGAAUUCAGUAGAUGGUGCAGUGGAUCAAAAGAAGAAUAACGAGUUGGACUUCCAGGAGUUCAUGAACCUAAUUGGUGGGAUGAUGGUGGCCUGUCAUGACGCUCUUAUGAGUAGUCCUCAGUUCCGGAGCAAGAAAGUGUGAAACCACCAGCAUGUUACAAUAAAUAGUGUAUCUGUUCUGGAUUACACUAAAGGGGCUCUAUUACCCAAUGUGAAUUUUCUUGUGAAUGCUUAUUGCUUUUGUUCCAGUAAAAUGUAUUUCAGUA
This is a messenger RNA of Bombina bombina (fire-bellied toad), 942 nucleotides long. RefSeq lists its product as uncharacterized. The record is from RefSeq and is a predicted model, not a curated record. The transcript has 5 exons. Bases 159 to 818 code for a protein of 219 amino acids. NCBI's taxonomy places the organism in Eukaryota, Metazoa, Chordata, Amphibia, Anura, Bombinatoridae. Gene Ontology annotation, cellular component: cytoplasm.